This is a messenger RNA of Lotus japonicus, 2379 nucleotides long. RefSeq names its product scarecrow-like protein 8. The record is from RefSeq and is a predicted model, not a curated record. Gene Ontology annotation, cellular component: nucleus. Gene Ontology annotation, molecular function: sequence-specific DNA binding; DNA-binding transcription factor activity. Lineage: Eukaryota; Viridiplantae; Streptophyta; Magnoliopsida; Fabales; Fabaceae. Gene Ontology annotation, biological process: regulation of DNA-templated transcription. The transcript has a single exon. The coding region runs from base 145 to 2106 and encodes 653 amino acids.
UGAUUCCAACCCAUUACAAACACACAUCUUUUUACUUCUCUCUCUAUAUUAUUCUGGUCUCAUGCUUUUCUCCGAAAACACCACCUUUUAACUGUUCUCUCCUUAUUUUCUUCGCCUGAUCAGAGAGAGAGAAGAAAAAAAAACAUGUCGUCGGGUUUCACCGGCGGCGGUGGUGGUGCGCCGGAGUUCUUCACCGGCAGAUCCACCAUCAACAACCUCACCACCACCGUUCCCAUCACCAACAACCUCCACCACCACUCUCUCUACCGAACCCAGCAACAACAACAACAACAUCAUCAAUCCUCUCCCAUAUUUCUAGAUCCUUCAUCCCAAUUCAUUCAACGCCAAACACCAACAACAACAACAACAACCUUCACCGGUAAACGCACCUUGGCUGAAUUCCAAACACAACACCACCAGAACCAAAUCUUCAACAACAACAACAGCAAUAGCAAUAGCAAUAGCAAUUUCACCCAUAACCAAUUUCUCUCUAACCUUCUCCUUCGUUCUGUGAAGCCAAGAACAACCAUGUUUCCUCACAUGGAUUUUUCCGUUCCUUCUCAAUUGCAAAACCCAAACAAUUUGGCCUUCCAAACGCAGCGUUUAGGUGUGCCUUUGCUUCAUCAACUUCGCCCUCAACCCAUUAACCUCCCGGACCAGAAUUUCCCAUACCGGAACUCCAAUUUGGGUCUGAACCGGGUUCAGAAUCAGAGUCAGACCGAUGAUGAACCGGAGAAGAAGAUCAUGAACCACCAGCUUCUGGAGUUGGAGAAGCAGCUUCUAGAAGACAACGACGAAGGAGAAGAACCUGAUGCUGCUUCUGUCAUCACAACCAGUGAGUGGUCAGAGACUUAUCAGAAUCUCAUCGGUCUAGUUUCGGGUUCAGGUUCCGGGUCGGGUUUGACUCAGAAACCCGCUUCGUCAUCUCCUACUUCCUCAACGACGUCGUCUACCUCUUCCUCUGCGGCUUCACCUGCCUCGGUGUGUUCCAAACAGACGCUGAUGGAAGCCGCAUCUGCAAUCGCUGAAGGGAAAAACGACGCCGCGUCGGAGAUCCUAACCCGUUUGGUUAACCCGACUGGGAAUUCGGAUCAGCGGUUAACCGAUUGCAUGGUUUUGGCUCUGAAAUCGCGGAUGAGCGCGGCGGAGAAUCCUCCCCCGGUGGCGGAGCUUUUCAGCAGGGAACACGCCGAGUCGACUCAGCUUCUGCUUGAGAACUCGCCUUGCUUCAAGGUUGGGUUAAUGGCUGCGAAUCUCGUGAUUCUUGAAGCGGCAUUUGAGGAGAACGUGAAUGGGAAAGGGUUCUGCGUGGUGGAUUUUGAGAUUGGACAGGGGAAGCAGUACUUUACGCUUCUUCACGCGCUGUCAACGCGCGGGCAGAAUGGGAAGGUUCCGCCGCCGAUGAAGAUUGCAGCGGUGGCGGAGAGCGGCGGCGAGGAAAGGGUGAGGGCGGUUGGGGAGAUGCUGAGCCGGCAAGCGGAGCGGUUGAGGAUCGGGUUCGAGUUUCGUGUGGUGUCUGUGCCGAAUAAACUCGCUGAUUUGACUCGGGAGUCACUCGGUUGCGACUCGGAGGAGACGCUGGUGGUGAACCUCGCGUUCAAGCUGAACCGCAUCCCUGAUGAGAGCGUUUCAACGGAGAAUCCACGUGACGAGCUUUUAAGGCGCGUGAAGAAGCUCGCCCCGCGCGUGGUGACUGUUUUGGAGCAGGAGGUAAACGCCAAUACGGCGCCGUUUUUGGCGCGCGUGGCUGAGUCAUGGUCCUACUAUAGUGCCCUGUUCGACUCGGUCGAGUCAGCAAUGGGGAAGGAAAACCCGGACCGAGUCAAGGUGGAGGAGGGACUGAGCCGGAAGCUAUGCAACUCGGUGGCUUGCGAGGGGAGGGACCGCGUGGAGCGGUGCGAGGUGUUCGGGAAAUGGCGCGCGCGAAUGAGCAUGGCGGGGUUCCAGCUGAAACCGCUGAGUCAAAACCUGGCUGAGUCGAUUAAUUCGCGACUCGCCGCCGGGAACAACCGAGUCAACCCGGGACUCACCGUGAAAGAAGAGAACGGCGGGAUAUGCUUUGGUUGGAUGGGAAGGACACUCACCGUCGCAUCUGCUUGGCGUUAAUUUCUUUUUUAUUUUUUUAAUUUGGUUCGGAGUAUCAUUAUUAUUAUAUAUCACAUUGUUACUAUAUUUUAACGUUAUCUAGAGAUAAUGGAAACGCAAAGAGAAUAGAUUUGGAUAAUUAUAUAUGAUCAUGAGAAAAGGGUGAAGAAGAAGAAGAAUCAAAUCCCAAAGAAAAAGAAAACCCAUCUCUCUUCCUCUAUCUCAUGGUUCUUCUUUCUUCUUCUUCUUCUACCAAACAAAAAUAAAUAAAUAAGUGUUUGGAUUCCGAGAAAA